Cucurbita pepo subsp. pepo (vegetable marrow) is the source of this 1080-nucleotide messenger RNA. RefSeq lists its product as uncharacterized. Gene Ontology annotation, molecular function: transcription coactivator activity. Lineage: Eukaryota; Viridiplantae; Streptophyta; Magnoliopsida; Cucurbitales; Cucurbitaceae. Gene Ontology annotation, cellular component: nucleus. The record is from RefSeq and is a predicted model, not a curated record. Gene Ontology annotation, biological process: transcription by RNA polymerase II.
AAUUUCUACAGAAAUUUACUGGUCGGGGUUUGAUUUGGGCAGCUGUUUUCCGUUCGCGUUAUUUGAAGAACUGGGCGGAAUCCUCGAUUUCCUGCAAUUCGAUCGAUCUUCAUCGUCGUCCUCGUCUGAGACGAUAUCAGAGCUCAAGAAGCGACGAUGCCGAAGAAGAUGGGCGUAAACAGCAAAGCUGAGGCGGCGAGAGCACGCAAGAACUCCGCUGAGACCGAUCGCAAGGAGCGGGAGACUCGGGAGAAGGCGGAUCAGUACUGGCGUGAAGCUGAGGGUCCCAAGUCCCGUGCUGCAAAGAAGCGAGAGGAUGAAUCUGAGAAGCGUGCUGAGGCCGCUGCUCGCAAGGCGGAGGCACGCCGCUUGGCCGAACAGGAGGAGAAGGAAUUGGAGAAAGCCAUGAAGAAGCCUGACAAGAAGGCGAAUAGGGUUUCGAUUCCGGUCCCCAAGGUGACCGAAGUUCAAUUGAGGAAGAACAAAGAGGUGGAGCAAGCGGAGCUUCAGAGGAAGGCCGAGGAGGCUAAGAAAAAGCUGAGCCGGACGGCGGAGGAGGAGGAGUAUGAGAGGAUGGUGCUGGUGAGCAAUACCAAUCGGGACGAUUCUAUUAUUGAGGCCAGGACGGUAGAAGACGCGAUUUCUCAGAUAUCUGUUGCGGAUAAUUUACCCGUGGAUAGGCAUCCAGAGCGACGGCUCAAGGCCUCAUUUAAGGCUUUUGAAGAAGCUGAGCUCCCCAGGCUGAAGGAAGAGAAACCUGGUCUUACUCACAAUCAGUACAAGGACAUGAUAUGGAAGCUAUGGAAGAAGUCUCCUGACAACCCUCUUAAUCAGGUUGCAGCAGAGUGAUUGGAUCCAUGUCCUUCAACAGGGGGCAGGCUGGACUAUCCCUUGAGUUUUAAGUCUAUUUGCUAAACUUCUGUCAUAGUUCAUAAUCUGACCAAUUCCUUUUCAGUUCAGUUGUAUCCUGGAAUGUUUAGAUUGCUAAUGGGUCUUCGCAUACUAUGGCAUGGGUCUCUCGUAAAUGCAUAUAAAUAGAUUUGGGUCCUGUGUUGUACAAUAAGAAUCAAUAUUAUGACC